This is a messenger RNA of Penicillium longicatenatum, 678 nucleotides long. RefSeq lists its product as uncharacterized. The transcript has 2 exons. Bases 1 to 678 code for a protein of 225 amino acids. The record is from RefSeq and is a predicted model, not a curated record. NCBI's taxonomy places the organism in Eukaryota, Fungi, Ascomycota, Eurotiomycetes, Eurotiales, Aspergillaceae.
AUGUCCAGCACGCCCAACCAGCCCUUCGUGGAACACCCAGAUCGGGUCAGCCCGCGCGAAAUUGACGUUCUCGCACUCGAUGCCGUCUUCACUUUUCUAGCCACUAUCUCAGUAAUCAUUCGCUUCAUCACCCGGAAAUACUCCGAGUUAAAGUUUUGGUGGGAUGACUGGAUGAUUCUCGUGGCCUGGUUUGCGGCUAUCGCAUUCUUAAUUCUGGGCGUCGUGGAUAGGACUGUCGGUGGUGCGGGCUAUCACAUCGAGACUUAUACUCGUGAACAGCUCACGACCUUCUUCAAACUGUCCCUCUCCGUGACUGUGGUGUAUAACAUCAGCGUAACGUUUUCGAAAGCUUCGGUCUUGUUCUUGUAUGAGCGCAUCUUUUCUAUCGACCGCCGACUACGUCUCUGGAUACGAAUCAUGAUGUUCGUUCUCGCUGCUUACCUCCUCUCCGCGUCGUUCGGUCUGAUCUUCACAACCAAUCCCGUGCAGGCCCAAUGGAAGUACUGGAUUCCACACACCACCAUCAACAAACUGCCCUUCUAUAUUGUGAUCGGUGUUGCAAAUCUUCUCUUAGAUAUAGUGAUCCUGAGCAUACCUCAGACCAUAGUAUGGAAGAUUCACCAGUCGUUGGAAAAGAGAAUGUCGAUUGCUGCAGUUUUCAUGCUUGGGGGCUUGUGA